ACACACACACACAGAUAUAUACACUAGCUGAAUUUACAGAAACUGGAAACUCCGACCCUUUUUACCACCGGCGGCACCUCCUCCACCACAACAGAACCGCCGUCUAGAAGAUGGCGUCGUUCGCCGUCACCUCCUCCCUAAACCUCCGCUUCCGCCCUCUCUCCACGCCAAAACCCCGGCGGCCCGCCACCCCCAAAUCCCUCCACCUCACUCAUAAACUUAGAACCCUCGUCAAAAACAGCAUCACCAAUUCUAUCAACCCACACAGCCAUGAUCGAAUUCCUUUCGCCAACCAGAACCCCGCAUUCUCGCUUCCCGCCCCUAACCGCAACCCGAUUGCGGCUGCCGCCGCAGCGCCGCCGUCGUCUCCUCCCGCUCCGCCGCAGCCGUGGCAGGGCGCCGCCAUGAAACCCCUCAUCGCCUCCAUCGCGACGGGGGUCAUCCUGUGGUUCCUCCCCGCGCCGGAGGGCGUAUCGCGCGUCGCGUGGCAGCUGCUCUCCAUCUUCCUCGCCACCAUCGUCGGAAUCAUCACCCAGCCACUGCCGCUCGGCGCCGUCGCGCUGAUGGGCCUCGGAGCCUGCGUCCUCACAAAAACCCUCACCUUCGCCGCCGCAUUCUCAGCCUUCGGCGAUCCCAUCCCGUGGCUGAUUGCACUCGCGUUCUUCUUCGCCCGAGGGUUCAUCAAAACCGGACUAGGCAACAGAAUCGCCUACCAAUUCGUCUCCUUAUUCGGCAGCUCUUCAUUAGGGUUAGGUUACAGUCUGGUUUUCAGCGAAGCCCUUUUGGCUCCGGCGAUCCCCUCGGUGUCCGCCAGAGCUGGUGGAAUCUUCCUGCCGUUGGUCAAAUCCCUCUGUGUUGCCUGUGGCAGCAAUGUAGGUGACGGCACAGAGGAAAAACUCGGUUCUUGGCUUAUGCUGACGUGUUUCCAAACAUCGGUGAUUUCAUCAGCCAUGUUUUUAACUGGUAUGGCUGCAAAUCCAUUGGCAGCCAACUUGACAUUAAGCACGAUAAACAUGUCGAUUGGUUGGAUGGAUUGGGCUAAAGCUGCAAUCGUCCCUGGACUCGUUUCACUAAUCGUGGUGCCAUUUUUGUUAUACAUUAUAUAUCCUCCAACGGUUAAAAGUAGCCCCGAUGCACCUAAGCUCGCUAAGGAGAAGUUGGAGAAGAUGGGGCCCAUGUCGAAAAACGAGAUCAUCAUGGCUGGAACUCUGCUUCUCACGGUGGGGCUGUGGAUAUCUGGAAGUGUGCUGAAUGUGGAUGCAGUUACAGCGGCGAUUCUUGGAUUAUCUGUGCUGCUUAUAACGGGAGUUGUCACGUGGAAGGAGUGCUUAGCUGAAUCGGUUGCGUGGGACACUCUCACUUGGUUUGCUGCACUCAUUGCAAUGGCUGGUUAUCUAAACAAAUACGGUCUUAUUUCCUGGUUCAGCCAAACUGUCGUACAGUUUGUUGGUGGAUUGGGUCUCUCAUGGCAGCUAUCGUUCGGUGUUCUUGUUCUCCUAUACUUCUACUCCCACUAUUUCUUCGCUAGCGGUGCCGCCCAUAUAGGGGCCAUGUUCACCGCAUUCUUAUCUGUGGCCACCGCAUUGGGUACUCCACCUUACCUAGGUGCUUGUGUGCUGGCAUUCGUGUCCAAUCUAAUGGGUGGUAUUACUCAUUACGGGAUUGGAUCGGCCCCCGUUUUUUACGGUGCUGGCUAUGUGCCGCUAGGCAAGUGGUGGGGGUAUGGAUUCUUGAUCUCCAUCGUUAAUCUUGUGAUCUGGCUCGGUGUUGGAGGGCUGUGGUGGAAGGCUAUCGGCUUGUGGUAGACCUGCGGUGCGUACGAUCUUGUUCCCCUCUCCCGUUUGUUACAAUUUUCUUUAUUUUUUCGAAAUUGAAUCGAGAUUUUAGUAGCUUAGAGGGAGCGUAGGGAGAGACUUGAGAAUGUACACAUGAGUCCAUUUGUAGCUCGAAAUUAGAGUUGGUACUUCAAUAUUUUUGUAUAUUGAAUCUGCCUAUUCAACAA
Messenger RNA from Erythranthe guttata (spotted monkey flower), 2002 nucleotides. Its product is annotated as dicarboxylate transporter 1, chloroplastic. Gene Ontology annotation, molecular function: transmembrane transporter activity. The record is from RefSeq and is a predicted model, not a curated record. Gene Ontology annotation, biological process: transmembrane transport. Lineage: Eukaryota; Viridiplantae; Streptophyta; Magnoliopsida; Lamiales; Phrymaceae. Gene Ontology annotation, cellular component: membrane.